Biomphalaria glabrata is the source of this 6274-nucleotide messenger RNA. RefSeq lists its product as uncharacterized. Lineage: Eukaryota; Metazoa; Mollusca; Gastropoda; Planorbidae. The transcript has 21 exons. Gene Ontology annotation, molecular function: serine-type endopeptidase activity; protein binding. Gene Ontology annotation, biological process: proteolysis. The record is from RefSeq and is a predicted model, not a curated record. The coding region runs from base 673 to 4188 and encodes 1171 amino acids. Gene Ontology annotation, cellular component: membrane.
AGAUGUGUCUGUGUGUGUGUAUUUGUGCGCGCGCGUUUUGCAUAUUUUAUGCUUGGUCGGUGUCAAGUUGUAUACAUAGAUAGUUAUACUGAUUUCUCUUGAAGGUACCCACUAUGACUUGUUAUUCUGAUAGACUUGGAGAAGUUAUUUCCCUUAGAGAGAAGUUGUUUCCCCUUUCUAUAAAUGGAGUGGAACAGGCGAAUAAAGACAAUGUAAGCGUUUCUGUUAACUCGACCACACGUGGCGAUUAUGAAGUGACCACAUGAUGUGGACUAUGAUGUGGAAGGAAUGGACAGUGCUGAUUAGCCUCGUUCUGAUGCUAUUACAAUGUUUACAGCUAAAGGUCAAGGCUGUCGACUGUGGAGGACUUUACGUCUUGAGCCCUGAUAGACCAGACGUCAUCAUUCAAAGUCCAGGAUACGGAGACGCAUACCCCAUAAAUGUCGCCUGCCAGUGGACAGUGGUCACUCUGGAUAAUCAGGUUGAAUUCUGACACUUGAAGCCGAGUUUCAGGAUUUCAGUGUUGAAUACCAGACGACUUGCCAGUUUGACAAACUCUACCUGGACACGUCUGCUUGCGAUUUUCAACACGUCCGCGUGUUUUGCGGCGAGGAACUGCCACAGCCAAUCAAAACGUCGGGAUCGAUUUUCUGCCUGCGAUUUCUAACAGACAUGAUUAUUCAGCAGCGAGGGUUUCAACUCAAAGUAACUCUCGCAGACUCCACUGUCUCGCAGCUCAGCUCUCAGCCAUCAGCUCUCAACAGACAUGCGCGGAGCGUAUCCUCAUUACCCAUCAGUACUUGCAGCCCAUUUCCGGUUCCCCUUCAGACAGAUUCGGUGAUAAUUACGCCCCAUGCGGACACGUGGAGGUUCUACCCACCUAACGCCGUCUGCCGAUGGCUGGUUUUGGGUACAGCGGUACUACAAUUUGAACAUUCUGAAGGUACAUCACACAAGGGAUGUAACUAUGAUUCAUUCGUUGUGAUUGAAGGGGAAGAAAGCAAGCCCCAUUACACAUUUGAACUGUGUGAGCAGACAACUCUGGGCCCAAUCGUGAUGCAGACGCCAAAACUGAUCGUUUUCUCGACUGACCGUCUAAUUCAGGCGCGAAGUUUCGUCGCCAAACUUGACUUCAUGAGCCCAAACGAGGAUGACCAGUAUUCUUCAUCAAGCUCCAGUACGAACGUUGAUUUCACAUCGCUAUCUUCAUCAACAUCGCCAUCGUUACCAACAUUGCCUUCGUCAUUAGCUUUCCUUUCAUCGGCCUCAAGUGUAACUACGAAUCCUACAUCCCAGACGACAUUGGAGCAGACGCAGCCGGCGCUCACACAAGCUUCACCAACAAAAAGUGCGUCCACAAUGCCAACAUAUUCAUCCGCGGAGACCACACCACAAUCAAAUUUUUCCACGCACGCACAAAUAAACAGUUCUCAGCAGUAUGAAACGACUGAAUCAAAGAGAACGGAAGCGUCUGCUACAAGCUUCGUCACCACUACCUACACUACCAACAGCAUCGACUCGGAGAUUGACUCGGCAUGUUCCGGAAUUCCAUCGGUGAUGGGGGAAACAUCAGGGAUUGUUUCAAGUCCAGGAUUUUCUUCACAUCAAAAUUACCCUUUGAAUAUCAAGUGUCGUUGGAUCAUUGAUGGAAAACAAGGUCAGAUUAUCUCCCUUGCAUUUCUACAUUUUGAUCUUGAGUAUGAACCUACGUGUUCCUAUGAUUUCUUGGAAGUUUACCAAGUCGCUAAUGGUAGCCUGUCGUUGAUUGGUCGAUACUGUGGGUCUUCUGCUCCGAGGAACUUGACGUUAUACAGCCUACGUUUGGAGAUACUCUUUGAAUCGGACAGAAUGCAGUCAGCUGCGGGCUUCGAGCUGUUGUAUAGUCUUCUAGCUGCAAACGUGACACUGCCAGACUGCCCAUUAGGUCGUGUCCGCUGUGACGGUAGUUUGGAAUGUAUCCCCGAGGAAUGGAUAUGUGACACGGAGCAGGACUGUCCACUAGGAGAUGACGAGACGAACUGUCGAAUUUGUGGUAGUGAUGAGUUUACUUGCUCCGACAAAAGCUGCGUGCCUAAUUAUCGUCUGUGUGAUGGAACUGACCAGUGUCCACACAGCGAAGACGAGAGCCUCUGUACCAAAAUCAACGCAGACGGCUUAUUUCAAGUCAUGAAAUCUGGCCAAUGGUUUCCCGUCUGCUCAACAUCCUGGAGUGAUGCCCUGGAUAUUAAGGCCCUUUGGGCAUGCGCUGAUGUAGGUCAGGGACAAGUGAUGUCCUUAAAUGAGGUCAAACUACCUCUGGUCAGUUCUUUCAUCCAUGUGACAGUUGUGGUGAAUAAUGUAUCGGAAGUGGACACAGCCAGCCAGUCAGCUCUGUUACCUUAUAGAGUGGUGACUCGUGUCAGCUCUCUAUGUCAGGACAAAAUGUCUGUCCAGCUUUCAUGUGAAAUUAAAGAAUGUGGCCACAGAAGUGUCCAUCUCCCGCAGCCAUUCGUCUUGGACGCCGUGGAGUCCAGUGAUGGUCAGUGGCCCUGGACUGCUGCAAUCUUCUCGGGCUCAUUCUUCAAAUGUGGCGCAACUCUUAUUUCUGACCAUUGGGUGGUCAGUGCCGGACAUUGCAUUUACAAUAUGGUUAACUCCCCUGAAACUACGACAAUCCGUAUUGGUCAUGUCAACAUUCAAGCCGCAGACAUCACCUCCGUGCGUGUCAGCGACAUCAUCAACCACCCAGACAACAAUUACAUUUAUGACAACGACAUCGCACUGCUCAGGAUGGAGCACCCCGUCGCCCUGUCAGACCUCCAGAGGCCCCUCUGUCUCGGGGACUAUCAGAAGGACCGUAGCCCCAGUUUGGUGUGUUACGUGGCUGGAUGGGGUGUCCUGAACAAAUCAAGUGUAGCCUCUGGGGAAGGGACUUCGUUGCUUCACCACACAAAGCUGAAGCUGUGGGAGCAGACGAAAUGUCAGAAGGCGUACCCAAACCAGAUUAAGCCCACAAUGUUGUGUGCCGGCUAUUACAGUGGUGGAAUGGACGCCUGUAAGGGUGACAGUGGCGGACCGCUGAUGUGUCAAUCUCGCCCCGAACAAUGGGAGCUGGUCGGCGUGGUCAGUUGGGGAGAAGGCUGUGGUGAGGUCGGCAAGCCGGGUGUCUACACGAGAGUUGACCCAUACAUAAACUGGAUCAAAUCUGUUAUAGGAGAUGCAGGCAAAGUAAACGCUUCUUGUGACUUCGAGCAUCCAGACAUCUGUGGCUAUUCCAGCUGGUCAGGGAGUGAGUUCUCCUGGAGUCGUAGGUCUGGGGGCGUCCAUGUACCCGCCAUGCCUAGCGCUGACACUACUUUGAAAACUACCGCAGGUCAUUACCUGUACGCUUACAUACCAUACAACACCAAAGAGAAAGAGGCUGUGCUGGUAUCUCCCGGAAUAACGCUACAAGCGUUCCCGUCCUGCCUCCAAGUCAGCGUCAUCCUGUUCCAGUGCCCACGAUGUCAGCUACAGCUACAGACGGUGACUACAGGUGGCGGCGUCUCGCCCACGCUCUUUCAAAUCUCUACGCAGACACCAUUUUGGAUGAGAUUCAGUGUAGACAUAUCUGAACCAUUUCAAAAACUUCGGUUUGUAGCUAGUUCCGGUAGACAGAUCUACGGUGGCGUAGGACUUGAUGACAUCAUUCUGGAGCCAAAGAUCUGUCCAUCUACAGUGAGAUUAAAUUGUAAUUUCGAUAACCUGGACAAGAUGACCUUAAAUUUGUGUCAGUAUACGCAAGACCGAGAAACGGAUGAAUUUGAUUGGUCGGUGGAAGUAGAACAAGGAGACACAAAUACAUCUGACAUAGACAUGUUUUUGCGAGGAUGGAACACAUUUGGUUACCUUGGAUACAGAGCACGCAUUAAGUCUCCAGAAAUAGCUGGUUACGUCCCUUUGUGUCUCAGCUUCCGGUAUAGAAUCAGCUCCCCUAGUGCUGGGGCUCUUCAGCUCUGCAAGCAGUUUGUCGUCAGUGGCAGCCCGUAUCUGGACUGUUCCAUUUGGUCAUCCCGAUCUCUGGGGCCUCAGCCAGAGUGGGGUCAAGCUCGGGUCAGCGUCGGGGCGUCCACUGUAAAUUUCAGUCUCGUUUUUGAGAUGGUUCAGGGUCAGGGUCAAGGUUAUGUGGACCUCGAUGAUAUUGUUCGUCAAGAUGGCGACUGUGUAUGAUGCUGAUCUGCAUCUAAGCAGCGAGCCUGGUUAGAAGGAAAGUGUUAGCUAUUUUAGAGGCGACUUCAUAGAAUGAAAUGGGAUGAUGUGUAUUUAUACCCAGGAUUGGGUUGAAAAUAGAAGUGUAUCUUACUUUACUCUAAAACUUACUGGGGGUUUUCUCUCCUUCAAUCUGAGGUUAAGAUUUUAGAGAGGACAAAAAUUAAAGCCGUGAAAUACUGAUAAGUAAAACCCCAUUAUAGCUCUUUGAGAUAAGGAUCGCACUAUUGGACGCAAUACUGAUAAAAGAAUAGUUUUGUAUGUUAAAGCAGGGUAAGGGAGACAAUCAUGGUGGUCUAGUUAUUGUUUACUGAGUUAUUGGACUUGUUUCUAGAAAGUUUUAUGACGCAUGUUUUGCUCAUUCAGACUCUAUGGUCUAGAGUCUAGAUAUAUUGAUGCAAACAAGAAAUCUUUUUUUAAAUCAGUGUAUAUUAAAGUAAUAUAGCAAAUGUAAUAAUUUCUAUUCAACUCACUAAGGAGAAAAAAAAAAGAAAAUUGGCCAGUAAGGGACCCACGACAUUCGCGCUAUUAGCGAGUGCCAACGGGAGGCUAAGUACGCUUGAACUUUGCUUGGCUACCUAUGAAGGGGGCUCGAGGUUCGACGCCCGACUCGAGCGGAGUUGUGUUUACUGAGCGCCUAAGGGCAGCACGGAAGGCCUUCUCCCAGAUACCCCCCUGCCCCUACUGGUCCACCAAUGGGUAUAGCGUAUAAAUGCUAUCAAUAACAUAAGGCAAUUAUACGGGUCUACGUUAUUUGUAUUGAAUAAGAAAUACAUGGAGCCUCUUACAUUACAAAAUGAACACGCUUUCAUUAGUUAUAGGGCGCGUGCCGCGAUAAGCAUGGAGUGUUACGUUAUUUGCAUUUAUAUAAAUUAUUAUUGAUUUAAAGAUGGUUUUAAUGACUUUACAUAUUAAGUUAAGCGACCCUUAGUUAGUUUGCAGCACACAGUUCUACACUCUGUCAGAACCUGCGACCCCAAACUGUAUCGGCACUUGCAGUUCCUUUGGAUUGAUCAACUAUGAUGGGGGGAACUGUACUGUGGUCGACAUCGUUCCGACCAAAGCUAAUGCCCAGGCAUUCAUCUCAUUUAUUUAAGAUGAUCCAUAGUCGAUUUCAGACUGAAGGAGGCCGUAUCAUAUGAAUCUUCUGGUAUAAGAGAGUUGAUUCUGACAUACAUAUAUCUACUGUAAAUUGUUGAAUUGCUUCCAGUUUAAGAUGUAAAUAAAUGUAUCUGUUAUUUAUUAUGUUCACCUCAUAUUAUAACUCGGGUAAUAACUGCAUACACUAUAUAUUAUAUGUUGAUUGUAAUACAUAUAUACAUAAACUUAUUUUAUAUUGAACAUUUGUGUUCACGUAUAGAGCUGGUUGUUCAGUGAUUCAUUAUAAUAGCACAGCACAACAGGAAAAAAAAAAUCCAUUUUGCACUAUCUGUACAAUGAUACGAUAUAGUAAUACCGUGAUACAAUGAUACUAUACAGUUGUACAAUGAUAUAAUGAUACAAUAGUGUAGUGAUACAAUGUUACGAUACAGUGAUACAAUGAUACAAUACAGUGAUACAAUGAUACAAUGCAGUGAUACAAUGAUACAAUAAAGUGAUGAAAUGAUAUAAUGAUACAAUAGUUAUACAAUGAUUCGAUACAGUGACAAAACGAUACAAUAAAGUGAUAAAAUGAUAGAAUACAGUGAUACAAUGAUACAAUACAGUGAUACAAUAUAGUGAUAGGAUAUGAUACAAUACAGUGAUAAAAUGAUACAAUGCGUUGAUACAAUGCUACAGUACAGUGAUACAAUGCUACAGUAAUGCUACAGUACAGUGAUACAAUACUACAGUACAGUGAUACAAUGCUACAGUAAAGUGAUACAAUGCUACAGUACAGUGAUACAAUACAAGGCAGCCCUUUUUCUUGAGACUUCUAUUUUGUUCCAACAUCCAACAUUCUGAGUUAUGUCUAUUAACCUAUUGACCAAAACAUUUCUAUUCUAUUUAAACAUAGAAUUUGUUUUUUUUUAAAGUUAUUUCACAAUAAACAUUUCAUUAUUGUAUU